This is a messenger RNA of Capsella rubella, 1212 nucleotides long. Its product is annotated as 2-methylisoborneol synthase. Lineage: Eukaryota; Viridiplantae; Streptophyta; Magnoliopsida; Brassicales; Brassicaceae. Bases 192 to 824 code for a protein of 210 amino acids. The record is from RefSeq and is a predicted model, not a curated record. The transcript is spliced from 2 exons.
GAGAAAAAAAAAAAAAAAAAAAACAAAAACAGAGAGAUACAUCAAUCAAUCAUUCAUUUAUUCUUAGUUCUUCCUCUCUUCUGCUUCUUCUUCUUCUUCUUCCUUGUUUCAUCCCACAAAAUCUAGCAUUAGAAGAAGCUUACAGAGAGAUAGAAAAUUCGAUCAUUCGAAGCAGAAAACAAAAAAAUUGAAUGGCGGCAAGAGCCAAUAACAAAUACGCCUCAAUCAACUUCAACCACAUCCUCCACAAAGAUCCUCCUCCUUCUUCUUCUUCCUCUUCUCCGUACUCUUCCACCUCCUCCCCCGCUUCUUAUUCCUCCGUCGCUCGUUCCAAUGGCCGUAUGCUCGUCCUCACCAAACCUUCCCCCAAACCUCUGAGAUCUCCCUCCCCUGUCUCCAUUACCACGCCUCCGCUCUCUCCAGCUCCGAGGAUUCCGGAUCAAGCCACCUCUGAUCCAGAUCCGAAUCAGAUCUCUCUUCGUCCUUUGGGUCAUACCGGACCUGGCUCCUCGCUUUCAUUUCCACUUCGGACUCCUGAAUGCGAGAAAGUCCAGGACGUGCCUGCUCCUGCUCCGUUGAUCUCCAUGUCCCCGAAACCUGAUAAGUUCGUGCCGCCGCAUCUUAGGCCUGGUUUUGUUCGGAAAGAUGAGAAACCUGGACUUGACUCUUCUCGAGUUAGAGAUCUGAAUCCGAAUUUGAACCAGGAACUGCCACGGCAGGGAUAUUUCGGUUAUGGACAGACCGGACGUCCCAAAUCGGGCGGGUAUGAGAGGGUCCGGACCGAUCCGAGAUCCACCGGAAACCGACCCGGCACCUCCGGAUGAUGAGCUUGCUGGGUUGAUGUCCAGUUUACUCACUCGAUGAUGGAGAUGUUGGAACCUUACGUAGUUACCUCUGAAACGUUAAAAAAAACAGUGACUUUUCUCAUUUCUCACUUCUUUUGAUCAAAACCAGAGAUGAUCAGAGACCACCCCAAAGAUUCACAGUAGAUUUGUAGUAAGUUGUUGUUUCAGGGAUCAGGGUGAUACUAAUGACACACAAUAACACUUGUCUCACUUAUGUUUUUAAAAACUUUGUUUAUGUACCUAUAAUUCUGUAUUAGCACGUGUUUGUCUAGGUUUUAAUCUAUAGAGUCUUCUAUACAGAUUAAACAUCUUUUGGGGUUUAUUAAGAAAAAAACAUUUCUUUGUAUGAAGGCCAUUCUUCUUAUUA